AUGGCACCACGCCCCUCCAUCACCGGCUUUGAUCCCAGGAAGUUCGCCGCAGCCGCAGGAAACGGCACCAGAGGCGACCCGUGGGCGCGAUACGAGCAAUGGCGAUACACCGGCCCCUUCUCCCGCUUCAACCGCUUCAAGGGCUCCUUCCCCGGCCUCGGCAUCGCAACCGUCGCCUUCGCCGGAUAUCUCGUCGCUGAGCAGAUGCUUUUCAAAGACGAGCAUUCGGCACAUCACGAGGGACAUCACGAGGAGGAGCAUAAGUAA
Molecule: messenger RNA, 267 nt
Organism: Cucurbitaria berberidis CBS 394.84
Lineage: Eukaryota; Fungi; Ascomycota; Dothideomycetes; Pleosporales; Cucurbitariaceae
Exons: 2
Coding region: 1-267 (88 amino acids)
Biological process (GO): mitochondrial respiratory chain complex I assembly; electron transport chain
Cellular component (GO): mitochondrion
Source: RefSeq, a predicted model, not a curated record